Molecule: messenger RNA, 2688 nt
Organism: Stegastes partitus (bicolor damselfish)
Lineage: Eukaryota; Metazoa; Chordata; Actinopteri; Pomacentridae
Gene: impg1b
Product: interphotoreceptor matrix proteoglycan 1b
Exons: 16
Coding region: 1-2688 (895 amino acids)
Biological process (GO): visual perception
Source: RefSeq, a predicted model, not a curated record
AUGCUUUUGAAGUCGGGAUUAUUCCUCACUUUGUUUCUGUUUACCCUCCAAGCAAGUCAAAUCAAAGACCUCCAUGACAACGGGUUCUCUGGACUCAGGGAUGUGAAGUACCGGCACUUUCUGGAAGCCUCUCGACCAAUCAGACAUGCCACCAACAUCAGAGCGGAGCGGGACCGACAUCGGACCAGGAGGUCAGCGGUCUUCACGACGGGCGUCAAAGUUUGCCCCCAGGAGACGAUGAAGGCCGUCAUCGGCAGCCAUCGGGCCUACUACAAACUCCGAGUUUGUCAGGAAGCGAUCUGGGAAGCGUUUCGGAUCUUCUUGGACAGAGUCCCAGACUCAGAGGAGUACAGAAGCUGGGUUUACACCUGCCAGCAUGAAAACCUCUGCAUGGACGACCUGGCCAAGAACUUCAGCAGCUCUCAGGAGCACCUGGACAUGGUGGCCAGAAGAGUAGCAGAGGAGGGUGACAGUGAAGGAAUUCUGGCUGCAACCCCCUCACCAGACAUCCAGUGCACCUGGACUCCGCCUCUGUUUCUGCUUCCAACCCAACCUGAUGCUACUAAAGAGGAUCCCAGCCUGGUGAAGGAGAACAACGAGGAGUACAUCAUCGAGUUCCGCAUCACCAUCGUGGACCCGACGUACAGCCAGCUGCUCAGCGACCCGCCGCAGCACAACAACGUGGCGCGAGAGCUCACCGAGAAAAUGCUUCACGUGUUUCAAAAAGUUCCAGGAUUCAAAGAGAUACGAGUUCUGGGGUUUCGGUCGGAGGAUGUGUCUGUGCGCUACGCUGUGGUCUUUAACGGAGAAACGGAGCUCGGUGAUGAUCCCGAGGGCUUCGAGGAGGCGGACACGAAGACAGACGAAGACGUAAACGCUCCCAAACUGAAGCACAUCAUCGUGAAGGCCUUGAAGCAGGAGCCGUCGCUGCCGCUGGACUUACAGACGCUCAGCUUUGAGACUGUCACUACAGUCCAUUCAGUAGCGGAGCACGGCAUGAACCCUGUAGAGACCGUACUAUCAAAGGAGGGCACCACUGAAGCACCGACGGAGGACCUAAUUCCCACCCGAAGAUUCCUCCCCACUGUGGCAGCGAUAGAAAACUCAGCCUCUACCAUCAGACCAGAAACCUCUGUGCCUUCCAUCGCCAACAUCCUCCCAGACGCCACCGUGGAGACUCCUUUGAUGGCGGCGGUGGAGGUGGAGUCCACCGAAGCUGCUGCUGAGGAGGCCGGCGACGCUUCAAAUCUGGAAACUAUCGUGGAACAGGAAGACGAAGGAGAACCGGAGGUGGAGGAGAUACCGCCGACCGAAGAGGACGACGGAGCCGAGGCUGCAUCCGAGGAGCAGGCGACAGACGAUCCUGAUGGAGACGACGAGGAACAUCAGAACGACGACCUUUCUGUGGCGACUCCUGGCUCCCAACCUGAAGAAGUGCUGACUGACGUUAAUCUGGACCCGACAGAGCUCACAGCUGCUGAAAUAUCCGUCACAGAGCCGCCGGUUUCCACGCCGUCCUUCCUGGAAGAUACAGUUCAAGCGACGGAACCAGAAACCGAUGUGGAGUCUUUGCCGUCCCCGGUGGAGAGCGGCGAGGCCCCCGAGGAGAGAGGUGACUCCAGCGGAGAGACUCCAGCCUCAGCGGAGCCGCCUUCUGAGGAAGCAGGACCGAAUCAGAACCGGACGGACCUGGAAGCCACCGAGCACCUGGAGGAGGGGAGCGGCAGCGGGUUCGCCUCAGAGUCCGACGAACGUCCGUACGAGUCCACGGCUGCACCUGCCAUGAGACAAGCCAGCACGCCGGUGAUGGCGGCGGUGCGGAAGAGCCAGGAGCUGGUGGUUUUCUUUAGCUUGAGGGUCACUAACAUGAUGUUCUCUGACGACCUUUUCAACAAGAGCUCCCCUGAAUAUAAGUCACUGGAGAACACGUUUCUGGAGCUGACACAGCACUCCGGCUCCAGAAACUCGCCAAACCCUGGAGCUUCCAGUAAAUCUGGGCCUGGGAGACAGACGACUUUAGCCUCCAUACCGCUUCUGCCGUAUUUACAGUCCAACUUGACUGGAUUUAAGCAGCUGGAGAUUCUGAACUUCAGGAACGGAAGCGUGGUGGUGAACAGUAAGAUGAAACUGGACAAGCCGGUGCCGUACAACGUCACCGAGGCGGUGCACUGUGUUCUGGAGGACUUCUGCAACGCAGCGUCCAAACGGCUCGACAUCGAGAUCGACAGCCGCUCCUUGGAGAUAGAACCAGCUGACCAAGCAGAUCCCUGCAAGUUCCUGGCAUGCAACGAGUUUUCCCGCUGCGUGGUGAACAGUUGGACCGACGAGGCCGAGUGCCUGUGCGACCCGGGCUACGUCAUCGUGGACGGCCUGCCCUGUCAGAGCACCUGCACCUUGCAGCCGGACUACUGCCUGAACGGAGGCCUGUGUGAAAUCAUCCCGGGUCACGGAGCCGCCUGCAGAUGCCCCGUCGGUAAAUACUGGCACUACCACGGAGAGCGCUGCAACGAGCUGGUGUCGGUGCCGGUCGACCCUCCGCUGAUCAUAACCUGCCUCGUGGGAAGCCUCUGCCUGGUUUGCGCCGUCAUCGCCGUUUUAAUAUUCAUCAACAAGAAAUGCAUAAACACGGGAAAGGCUGUGACGCUGGUAUCCCCAGACAACUCUACACAACCAGAUCAGAAAAGCUAG